Messenger RNA from Cydia pomonella (codling moth), 1143 nucleotides. RefSeq lists its product as uncharacterized. The coding region runs from base 325 to 927 and encodes 200 amino acids. NCBI's taxonomy places the organism in Eukaryota, Metazoa, Arthropoda, Insecta, Lepidoptera, Tortricidae. The record is from RefSeq and is a predicted model, not a curated record. The transcript has 2 exons.
UUUAUCAGUAAAAGAAAAUAUAAUUUUAUUAUCAAGGCAAUAAGGGUGCUCAAGUAUUUUGAUCAUUACUGUAAACUUUCUUGUUGCGCAUUUCUAAUAUGGAAAUUAACAGGAGUUAAAAACGGAAACAGGAAGCGUCUUACAUAAUUAAGAUUAAACAAGACUAAUAAUCAAUAGUCAAAUUAAAUUAACAAAGCUCUAAACUGAGCGCUACUUUAAAACUCAACUUCAUCAUUACAACAAAGUAAAUUAACAGUUCAAAACUUUCCUAUAGACUAACAGUUAAAUAUUUAACACCGCUUUGAUCCAUUAUUAAUCUUACAAAUGAGCGGGCGAUGCAACAAGUCUGCCGCCCGCCCGCCCGUCAGUACCGCCGCGACCAUGGCAUCGGACGGACGUACGAAGCGCUCGCAGUCGAUAUGCGCGCCGGCCUCCGCUAGCAUGGAGGCCCUCGUGGCCCCCAUGGAGACUACACCCGCGCCGCGCCGUCGCCCCGCAGCGCGCUCCCAAUCCGCCAGAAUCACAGGCGGUCGAAGUGUCAGACAUCGGCGGCAGCAACAACAGCAACAGCUGGACAGGGAGACCAGAGCACGCUACAGUUCUGAACCACGAUUAGCAGAAGCAGAAACACCCCCUCAAGUGAGAAGGCAGGCUUCGGCAAGACGUAGACCUCCGCCUGGACAUAACAGCCAACCUCGCCGCUCCAAUGCCUUCCUGGAUGUUCCUAAACCACAUCAACCGGAACAGGAGGAACCUGAUGAGGAUUCCUACCGGCUCCGCACCUUCAACAUCACGCAGAAAGGAGGUAAGAUUGGAAAAUGCAAAAGAGCUUGCUGUAGAUAUAGUGGAGAGAUGGGACUGUCCAGUUUUUUGUCACUGGGCGUCUGCAUCGUCCUGUGUACCAAGACCCCAAAUGAAAAGCUGUGAGACCUAGGUUAAGAUGUACUAACACUAGUCUGUAUAUAACUACCAAUAUAUGGGCAAACUGGCCUGAAAUAAAGAAAGAAAUUAAAUGAAUUAAAAUUAAUAAAGGUUAUAUUCGGUGUCACGCUGCACCAGCGUUAGUGCUGCAGCAUUGCUGUUGAUUUUGGCAUGUAUUUACAGCAAUACAGUCGGCAAAAAUAUUAGCAUUGUUUGCUGUAA